This is a messenger RNA of Amphimedon queenslandica, 599 nucleotides long. RefSeq lists its product as uncharacterized. The transcript is spliced from 3 exons. Bases 86 to 490 code for a protein of 134 amino acids. The record is from RefSeq and is a predicted model, not a curated record. Lineage: Eukaryota; Metazoa; Porifera; Demospongiae; Haplosclerida; Niphatidae.
UGCAGACAGGAGCCAGCAAGGAAUUAUCGGAAAACUCUCGUACUUUAACGUAAUUAAUUCAAAGCCUGAUGAAGUGAACUUCACAAUGACCUUUGAAAGAAACAAUGGUCCUAGAGGUGAAGCCAGCAAGAAACUUGAUUCUCAGAGAAACAGGAUCAUAGCUACUACAGCACUCAAGGAAGCAAGAUCACUGGCCGAUCAAGGGAAUUACUCUGAAGCUAAGAAAGUCCUUGAGGCCGCUACUAAGAAGAUCAGUGAAUCGGUAUCAGUUGGAGAGCAGUUCUGUCAGGGUCUUCUGAGCGACUUAACAAAUGCUGCAGAUACCAUGAGGUCUCAGCAUGAAUACAAGUCAAAGGGAGCACAUUAUCUAAUGAGCAAGAUGCAAACUCAUUCUGCUCAGAGGAGCAAUUACAUGAGUGAAGAAACUCCUUAUAGUAAUACUUCCAGAGGCAUCUUUGUUGCAAAAUCAAAGGCAAUGAAGAAGAAAUAGAAAUAAACUAAAACUAAUAAUAAUAAUAAUAAUUAGAAAAUGGUAUCAUUUGGCUACUAAAGUUAUAUUUUUAUAUUUUUGUUUUUUGUAAUCAUGUAUUUUUCUAUUG